AUGAUCUGUCUGAAAUUCUGUACAAUCUGUGAACGCAAAAGUCAGGGUAUGCAUUUUGGAGUGUCCAGUUGCAGAGCGUGUGCCGCGUUUUUUAGAAGACGUGCCGGUUCGGAUCUUAUUGAGAAAUCGUGUAUGAGUAGCAGGUGUGGAGUUGAUUUUUUUAUAUGCAAACCGUGUCGACUGAAAAAGUGCUAUAAAGUUGGGAUGGAUGAGAGAAAAUUCCAACACGAUCGUGACGUCAUCAGUUCCACCCGAAUCCCCCGAAGUUUCGACAAAUUUGUCGGACGACCUCAAUUUGUACAUUUCUGUGAUCCAGACGCGCCAACGACUUCCAAAUUCAUCGAUUUAUCAUUUUUGGUCCAAAAAGGAGAGCAACUUAUCAAAUCUGGCCCUAGCUGGAGCCCCCAUUCCAACAAAGGACCCCUUCAUCGGCUGGCAAAUUUUCAUAAUGUUUUUGAAAAAAUGCCAAGGAAUAUGGCGACAAAUUCCACAUUCUCCUCUGGUGACUGCUCGGAUUGUUGGGAGUACUACUUCUUGACAACCGCCACGUGGCUUACGAAUUUCGACGAAUUCCAAAAAUUGAGUCAUCCGAUAAAAAUGAAAAUCCUAUUUGGAAUUUGGCACAUGUGGGGGCGGAUGGACAAAUUGGCGUCGACCGCGCUGGCCAGGAGGCGGAGCCAAUUAAGCACCAAAUCUGAGAUUGCUCAGAGUAAUGGAUUGUUUUUGGAUGUGGAUAAACUGGAAUUGGAUGUGACGUGGCUUUGUAAUUAUAGUCUGGAAGAGGUGGAAUUCUUCAUCGACGGAUUCCGAAAUUGGGACCUAAUGGAAACUGUUCAAAUGUUCAUCGACCUAGAUCCGACACCAAUCGAGCUCAAUUACAUGCUCGCCCAAAUGAGCUUCUACUAUGCCGGAAAUCGAUUUCAAGGAGGAAUUCUAGAAAUUAUGGAAAGAUUUCAACAAGUGCUGUCUGAUGAUCUUCAUCAUUAUUACGUGAAUGAGAGAAACAUGAGCAAUUAUUCAGGAAGAUUGUGUAGGCUGAUGAAAAUUAAUAAUGCGGUGCAGGAGAGUGUAAGAAAACGACGUCCAAAAACGGAGAUCGCAAAAACGCUCAAUAUUUUCACUGCAGAAUUUUCACAUCCCGAAAUUUUUUUUGAUACAGGAUUUUAG
Messenger RNA from Caenorhabditis briggsae, 1167 nucleotides. RefSeq names its product Protein CBR-NHR-58 (gene Cbr-nhr-58). Gene Ontology annotation, biological process: regulation of DNA-templated transcription. The transcript has 7 exons. The record is from RefSeq and is a predicted model, not a curated record. NCBI's taxonomy places the organism in Eukaryota, Metazoa, Nematoda, Chromadorea, Rhabditida, Rhabditidae. Gene Ontology annotation, molecular function: DNA-binding transcription factor activity; sequence-specific DNA binding; zinc ion binding. Bases 1 to 1167 code for a protein of 388 amino acids.